AUGUUGGAGCAAAUGAGCGCUGAGCUGGAGCAACUGUCGGCACUGUACUCGGCAAAAUGUCUCGAGAAUUCUCAGCUUGAUGAGAAGAUGUCUUUAUUGCUGGCCGACAAGGAAAACCAUUCAUCAUCAAGCGCUGUGGAAAUACAAAAUCGGCGCCUACAACGUGAAAUAAGACAAAAAGAUGCGGUAAUUGAGGAGCUGCGGCAGAAAGUGACCUUUCUUGAACGCCGAGUAGCUGACUUGACCGGCGAAGAGCUUCCGCUCAGAUAUGGUAGGAUCCGUUCUUUCAGCAGUGGUCUUUUCUUUACAUUUGCUCAUUACGACAUGAUUUUAUUACUGAUACAUCAGCGGCAUGAGGAAGAACGGGCUUUAAUAUUUGAUUAA
Gongylonema pulchrum is the source of this 384-nucleotide messenger RNA. NCBI's taxonomy places the organism in Eukaryota, Metazoa, Nematoda, Chromadorea, Rhabditida, Gongylonematidae. The record is from the annotation of a GenBank genome assembly.